AUGGGAGCCUAUCAUGUAUUGAGAGCUCUGUUGGCAUUAUGCGCAAUAUGGAUGGAUUUCAUUCCUUAUAUUGACGCAAUGAUUUGUGAUUUCGCAGGUCCAGAUGAGCUACUUGUCCACAACGCUCUCGUUAUCUGCCACAUGAAUAUGGAUGACUUUGACAGCGCAAGUGCCAUAUGCCCACACCGAGUGAACGAGACGGAAUACAUCUGGCAUCCGCAGUCAGCAUCCGAUGAUCAUUCGCAUUUUAACACGUACAUCAGUGAAUAUGGCGCGUUUAAGUCUCUUGCGCUGUCCAAUGUUUUCAUAACCGAUGCGCCAGUUAAAUUUGUCUCGAUGGAAUCGCAUCAGUCACAGACUGCUAUACAUUUUAACGUACCCAUUCACGACGUAUUUGCUGUUACCGACCACCGCUUGAUAUUCGUCUGCGGGCCGAAAGAUUUGGUUCUGAGUGCUGCGUUGCAGCGUCGCUUGGACGCUCUUGAUGGCUACGCGGAAACGCAAAAAUAUCCUUGGUCUCCUGCGACGCCGUUGACUGAGGAAAUUGAAAAGAUGGGACGAACUGUGGGAUUAGGCGUGCUAUUCUUAUACAGAGAGCAUCUGACUGUACUACUGCAGGGUUGUGGUAGCCGCCCAUCACCACUCUUCGAUCCGGAUGUUGAGGUGACUGUAGACCGUGCCACAGGCACGCGUUCAUGUGUGGCGAAUCCUAUAUCUAGGUCGCCGAUAGGGUUUCUGUGCGAAGGCAAGAUCGAACCUGAGGAUUGCAUGAGGUACCUCUUAGACCAAAAUGGUGAAGUUGUCGUUGCUCCCGAACCAUAUUCAUAUUUGAAAUUUUAUGAUACGCGCUGGGUGGUAGCGCGAUAUUUCAACAGCUUAGCUCUACCGCCAUUCCAAGGUGAAUGCAGGUGCAUAGAUUCUGAAACAGGACAGGUGAAGGCCAGGAUAGAGGUCCGUUCGAAAACAGAAUACAUUUGUGACAUCACUGGCAAGAUCUUUAGGAAUCGUGUUCGCCCUAUCCGUGGACAUUGGUGUUCGGUGGUACUUCACCCUGGCAGCACGUUGACCAUAAGGUUCCCGAUAGACAGUGCCACUACGAUCUCAGGCGAAGACUCCGACGAACAUCGCCAACUUGGGCCACCGUCACAAAAGCGUGCUAAAUAUUUGUUCGAAACGGGAUUUCAGCCAACGGACUUGAAGCGAAUGCGGCAACUGAAAAACCAUGAUGGAUUCAAUCUUUACUAUGACGUCUCAUACCGCAGAAUCAUUGCCGGCGAUGCGCUCGAACUGGAUGUAUCUAAAAUGUCCCAGGGGGAGGUUAAGCUAAUAUACCAUAUGAACGAACCUCUCGCAUUGCGAUCGGGGCCAAACUCGUUCUUUUAUCAUUGGACAUUAAAUGCCGUCAGCAAGUACAUUUUCGAUAGGAUCCGAGCCACUGUGAAAGUGUCGUUCGCUUUUACGCAUCGUUACACAAUUCUGGGAUGUGACAGAGAGCAAAGACGUGUGUUUAAUGAUAAAAUAAGCCGGAAAUAUUGUUCAACCAAAUGGAUGGGGAAUGGUGUAGGGAAUAUUUAUGAAUGCCUCUACCAAAAUACGCCUCAGAUCAGCAUAGUUGGCAUUUACUGCAGCACAGGCGAAGAGUUGUUACCCAACAACUGUGAGAGCACGGCUUACGAUCUAAACACCAAUCGUAUUAUGCCACUUCCUGCAUAUGUGCGUAAUAUGACGCCAUAUCCCAUGCAAAGAUUUCAGGUAUUCGACAUCGCAUUUCACACUACAAACGCUUUUAGUUGUGCUUGUGUCUGUGUCGAUCAACGUGGAUACGAGAGGUCCAGGCUUGUGCUACAGUCAAACGACCACAAACACUAUGUAUACGAAAUACUGCGUAAAGAUGCACCUCAUCCGAUUUUACCUUAUGCAGUAUUGCCCUGGCGUGAGGUUGGAUUAUGGAGUGACGAAAGAAGUUUAUUACGAUCAUUCGUGCUAUACAACGUUUACACAACGUCGCAUAUACUGCAUGUGGGCAAAACUUUGUGGUUGGACUGUGGCGUUGGAUCAGAGACCCCGCCACAUAGCGCACCUAAUGACGUCGCAAGUAAUGGGAGAAGAGCAGCAUCAUGGCUGCCAUACUAUACGCAACAUUUUUAUUAUACUGUCAAUCAUACCGCAAGUGGGCCUGAGAUUAUCCGUAAGACUUAUGGGGAGUCUAUUGCUAGUACUGGUGGAUUUCGAAUUGUCGACAAUGACCCACAGAUACGAUCAUAUCAACGCAUGAUGAUCCAAUCACAUAUGAAUGCUGUAUUGGUAUCCAAGGACCCAGUUCACAAGAAGUUUGUGCCGAUGACUUUCGUUUGCGGGAGAAAUCCCGACCCUUCGGACUUGACCGUUGUUUCUGGUGACGUAUCUGCAUCAACUAUUUCCCAUGUCACCGCAUCAUCUGCACAAUAUGCCUCGUACCUAGUUCAAGUGGCGGUCGAAAUGACGGACCCUUACAUGCAAGGCUGCGGCGUAACAUAUCUGUCCACUGAGUUGUUUAGACCUGAGACACCCAAACUCUACGAUGCUGACGGAGAGCUUCAGUUCGGUUGUCAGAUCGACAUUGAGACUGCUAAAGAAGCCGCUUUCUACUGCCCCGCGCCGUACGUCCUGGACCCACCCAAUUGCUUCGACCAGGUCUACGUCAAUGGUGAAGUGAAGAACCUAACCGAAAUAAGCAAGUCGCUGAUUGCAUCAGCAUCCAGCCACUUCGUUACCUUGCUAUUCGACAGUGCUCGUAUAGGACCCGGGGAGACCCUGCACCAGACCCCGCCGUUGGAGUGCCGCUGCGUGACCAUCAAGGGUAUCGUCCUAUCCACCAUCCAUAUCGAGAAUUACUACUCCAAGUAA
Molecule: messenger RNA, 2886 nt
Organism: Babesia bigemina
Lineage: Eukaryota; Apicomplexa; Aconoidasida; Piroplasmida; Babesiidae
Exons: 1
Coding region: 1-2886 (961 amino acids)
Source: RefSeq, a predicted model, not a curated record